CAUUGGCAUACUACUACUACUACCAACUAAUCCUUGUCAUACCAGCAGCGCCCGAUAACGACACAACCUCUCCUCCCGCCAAACGCCUCAGGACCGACACCGACGCCGCCGACGCCUCGGAAGCCCCCCAAGACGCCCCAAUUGCACCUCCUCCCGCAGAAGAACAGACAAAAGAAGCAGAAGCGCCAGCUGCUGCUGCUGCUACUACCACUACCGCCACCACUACUCCCACCAUUACGAAUCCCACAAUGUCCGUGAUGGAGGCCGCCGUCCCGCUGCACGUCAAGAAGCUCUCGCCGCAGGCCAGGCUGCCCACCCGCGGCAGCGCCUUUGCCGCGGGCUACGACCUGUACGCUGCCAAGGACACGGUUGUGCCGGCGAGGGGAAAGGUGCUUGUCGAUACCGACAUUAGCAUUGCCGUGCCAGCUGGAACGUACGGCCGCAUUGCUCCCCGCUCGGGCCUCGCCUCCAAGCACUUCAUCGACACCGGCGCGGGCGUCAUCGACGCCGACUACCGCGGCCCCGUCAAGGUCCUCCUGUUCAACCACGCGGACGCCGACUACGAGAUCAAGGAGGGCGAUCGGAUCGCGCAGCUCGUGCUCGAGAGGAUUGUCACGCCCGACGUUGUCGAGGUGGAGGAGCUGGAGGAGAGCGUUCGGGGUGCCGGUGGCUUUGGAAGCACGGGCAAGAACUAAGCAGACUUACCUAGGAAGUAACACGCGAUCAUGAUAUGAAAUAUGAAAAAUGAUACAACAUGGCAUAGGGCGGAUUC
Molecule: messenger RNA, 772 nt
Organism: Trichoderma reesei QM6a
Lineage: Eukaryota; Fungi; Ascomycota; Sordariomycetes; Hypocreales; Hypocreaceae
Exons: 3
Coding region: 249-695 (148 amino acids)
Biological process (GO): dUTP catabolic process; dUMP biosynthetic process
Molecular function (GO): magnesium ion binding; dUTP diphosphatase activity
Source: RefSeq, a predicted model, not a curated record